This is a messenger RNA of Colletotrichum phormii, 1416 nucleotides long. RefSeq lists its product as uncharacterized. Bases 277 to 1269 code for a protein of 330 amino acids. Gene Ontology annotation, molecular function: protein binding. Lineage: Eukaryota; Fungi; Ascomycota; Sordariomycetes; Glomerellales; Glomerellaceae. The transcript has a single exon. The record is from RefSeq and is a predicted model, not a curated record.
CAUGGCAGGGAUCUCACCCAUACAUCAUUUGACAUUUCAAAAUCGCGUUUGGGUUGGAGAAGCCGUCGAGGUCUUAUCACUGGCCAACUUGGAUAGCCAGCCGGCCAUCUUGAACGGGGUUUCCUCCGACAUCUCCAACGAUUGGAUUGCGAUAGAUGGCAGCAUACCGUCGUAUGACAAGUUUCCGGAGGCUGCAACAGGUACCGUUCAUUCAUGAAGUUUCCCACAUGAUCUUGACUAAAUAAGAAACAAGCCUCUGAAUGCGGGCCUUUAGGCAUGGCAGUCAUUCGUAGCGAUUUCGAUGAAGUAGGCCGCGUUUUAAGUCGGUCCCCUGACUCAAUAGCUGAACUGGAUAUCUAUGGAAGAAGUCCGCUGCAUCUUGCAGCAGCGAAAACGGAGAUUCUCGAAACUCUAGUCAAAGUUGCGGAUGCCAACAUCCUCAACCAGCGCGACAAAACGGGUGCUACUGCACUCGAGACGGCUAUGCUUCUGAGCUCUGAGUACUGCGUCAACGACCGGAACUACGAAAGAUGUAAACGUUGUUCCUGUUAUAUUUGCGUGAAGUACCUUCUCGACGCUGGCUGCGACAUACGGACGUAUGGAAUGAGGGAUGCGGCUGGUAAUGUGCCAGCGUUGGAUAUUCUCCUUGGGGAUGCAUCGGAGCGCGCUCGGCGUUGUUACGUCCUCCGCAUGGAGCAAGCCCGAAAUCCAAGAACUCCAGAAAGAACCUUGCCAAACAAAGGUCUUUGCGAAAAGCGAAAUACCGGGGAAACAAGGCCGAUGAGCGGCAUUUCGAUCGGAAGAGGUCGAGAUUUCCAAGAAAGCCUGUUGCAGGCCCCCCAAAAAUUGCAGGUUUGGGCUGAAGCUGACCAAGCCACCGGCUGGGACUGGAUAUUCCAUGAAAUUGACACCAUACAUCUAGCUGAGUUAUUACGUCGUCACGGAUUUAUGCCCGGUUCAUCUGUCUUCCUUGACCUUCGACUGCGAGAGAAUCGACUUCGGCGGUUCUUGGAACCACUAUUUGUUUGCUGGCUGGUAGACCAUGGAGGAGAUGUGUUCUUGCGAUCGCCCGUGGGCCCCAUCAACAGGACCGCCGAUGACUCAAUUUUUGCCGCGCACUACGUCUUUUACCUUCUAGGCACCAUGUCCGGGAACUGGUUGAGAUCUUGGAGGACAGAAUUGAGAGCUGCAAAGUCGGACGCCUUCGAAAAAGUGAUGACCACUGUGACUGGCCGCAAUCUUACGGAUGGCUGUUGCUGUCCUUGCUAAGCGAGGGGGUGCGUUCCAUUUACAUGGAUGAUGAAAGGCUUUGUUAGAUUUUCGAGCAUUUCGGACAAGAAUUUUCUCUCCAAUUACAUGGAUAAAGUGGUAGAGCUCUAUAGCUCAUGCGGCCCGGAGAUGACACUCUUAAGUUAU